This is a messenger RNA of Blumeria graminis f. sp. triticale, 354 nucleotides long. The record is from the annotation of a GenBank genome assembly. NCBI's taxonomy places the organism in Eukaryota, Fungi, Ascomycota, Leotiomycetes, Helotiales, Erysiphaceae.
AUGAAGUUUCUUAGUGCAGCUUCCACGGCCGCGUUGACUUGCAUCUUCCUUCUAGCGCCCACCGCGCUUGGAGAUCUUGUUCAUAAGUGUGUAAGCGGAGAAACAUUUGAGCUGGAAGAAGCUCAAGAUUAUGCAAGCAAAGCUACUCUCGAUCAAGUACUUCCCAGUGACCCGGUAAACCCAAGCGCUCAAAUAAGCGGGGCACAUCAUUUUACUAGGAAAACAAGACAGAACGAAAAUGGUUUCUACUUAGUCCAAUACGUUGGAACUCUUCGAUUGAUUCAACUUUAUGAAUAUGGUCAAUCAGGAUGGGAGUUCUGUUACCUCGCCCUCCGUAGGUCAGAGCCGGUAUAG